UUUAAUACACAGUGCCUCUUUCAAUUUUCUCACCAACCCCCUAAGCAAACUGCUCCAUCUUUCUUUAAUUUUUCUUCACCUUCAAUUCUUGUGGAUUGCUUAUUCAACGCAUUCGUUCCCACCAAACACCCAUUGGUUUGGAGAUACGUACAAUGUUUCAAGUUCAAACCUUGCCUCGCAGAACACCUUCAUAAUUUUCUGUGCCACAAUCCAUUGAUGUUCAAUUUGUGAAACUUUUUCUUUCCUUCAAUGGCUACCUUAUACACAGCACCACCCCUCUUACGUUUUUCCUCCAGGAGGUCUCCAUCUUUGGCACCCCAUUUGAGUUUUGGUAAUUGGGGAAAAUCAGAGUUGGGAUUUGUGCCCAGAAUCUCACCAGCAAAGUUGCAAUGGAAAGGCAGAGAAGGGGAGUGGCGGAAAUGGGGUGUGAGGUGCACUGCAGAAGGAAUAGAUGGAGGCAUGUUUGUGAGAGGUAGAGAAGAAGGUAUAGCUUUCAGCAUCAUCCCAGAGAGGUUGAAGGUGGUGUCUUUGGUUGCAUGUGUCAUGUGUUUGUGUAAUGCAGAUCGUGUGGUUAUGUCUGUGGCCAUUGUUCCACUUGCUGCCAAACAUGGCUGGUCCAGUUCUUUUCUGGGCAUUGUUCAGUCAUCGUUCCUUUGGGGUUACAUAUUCUCUUCUGUGAUUGGAGGAGCUUUGGUAGAUAAAUAUGGAGGAAAGAGGGUGUUGGCCUGGGGUGUGUUUUUGUGGUCUUUGGCAACUCUUCUCACACCUUUGGCAGCCAACCAUUCCACAAUGAGCUUGUUGGCCAUUCGUGCUUUCUUUGGAUUGGCUGAAGGAGUAGCUUUUCCAUCCAUGAGCACUCUUAUAUCAAGGUGGUUUCCAACUAAUGAGAGGGCAAGUGCACUCGGAAUGUCAAUGGCUGGAUUUCAUCUAGGCAAUGUUGUCGGCUUAUUGCUGACACCAAUUAUGUUGUCCACUAUAGGAAUUUCAGGUCCUUUCAUCUUAUUCUCAUCCCUUGGUUUGCUCUGGAUGAUGACAUGGGCAUAUAGAGUCACAGAUGAUCCUGCAGAAAGUAAUUUCAUCAGCAGAGCAGAACAAAGGUUAAUCCAAGCUGGGAAAACUGCUUCACAAAAGAAAAGCAACAAGUUUCCACCUGUACAUCUUCUGUUAUCAAAAUUGCCAUCAUGGGCUAUAAUAUUUGCCAAUGCAAUGAAUAACUGGGGUUACUUUGUUCUCCUCUCAUGGAUGCCGGUUUAUUUCAAAAGUGUAUAUAAUGUGAACUUGAAGCAUGCAGCUUGGUUUAGUGCGGUUCCAUGGGCAACAAUGGCUAUGUCGGGUUAUCUAGCAGGUGUUGCAUCAGACUUUUUAAUCAAGGGAGGGUACCCCACAAUAUUUGUCCGGAAGUUUAUGCAGACCAUUGGAUUCCUUGGGCCGGCAGUGACCUUGCUCUGCUUGAAUUAUGCCAAUACACCCACCAUUGCUGCAACACUCUUGACUAUUGCUUUGAGCCUGAGUUCUUUCAGUCAGGCUGGUUAUAUGCUUAACAUACAAGAUAUUGCUCCUCAGUAUGCAGGAACUCUACAUGGAAUCUCAAACUCCGCUGGAACUGUAGCGGCUAUCAUAAGCACAAUUGGAACUGGUUAUUUUGUACAGUGGCUGGGAUCAUUUCAAGCAUUUUUAACUGUAACAGCUGGUCUCUAUAUCGUGACAACAAUUUUUUGGAAUCUUUUUGCCACAAGCGACCAAGUCUUGUGACCUUUUCCCUUCAAAAAAAUCUUCAUUUUUCCGUAUAGGCCAUCAGAAGCAAGGGAAAUUAUGAAUUCAAAAAGUUACCAUAUACAAUAAAUCAAUGUAUGAAAAUCAAUUUUCAACUCUCCUUUCUUACAUAAACAAAAAUUGUAUCAAUCCUUAGCUUAGUCCAUUGAUUAGGGGAGUCAGAAAAUUGUAUGUGGAAAAAUAUUUUCACAAAUAUGUGAAGUAUUUCUAUAAUACUGAUUAUUUAGAAAUGUUUA
This is a messenger RNA of Vigna angularis (adzuki bean), 2009 nucleotides long. RefSeq names its product probable anion transporter 3, chloroplastic. Gene Ontology annotation, biological process: transmembrane transport. Gene Ontology annotation, cellular component: plastid. Lineage: Eukaryota; Viridiplantae; Streptophyta; Magnoliopsida; Fabales; Fabaceae. Gene Ontology annotation, molecular function: phosphate transmembrane transporter activity. The record is from RefSeq and is a predicted model, not a curated record. The transcript has 8 exons. Bases 250 to 1752 code for a protein of 500 amino acids.